AUGUCCCCUCUCAGCAGCGCAAGUAGAGCGGCAACACAAGAAUGUGUUGUCACUUCAAAACUACUGAUUGGGCUUCCCGAGGGAACACCCCAAAUUACAUAUACCAAUAUGAAAACGCUGAAAGGCGUUAUAGAUGCUCGGUGCCGGAAGUGUGCUAAAGACGACUCCCAGAGCCCGUUCCUAGUAGUAACGUCUAUACCUUCAAUCUUUUUAAAGCAUCUUGACUUUGAUAGAGGUCGACGAUUUACCGCAAAUCUACAAGAAAAUUUGGCUGUUUUCGAAGUUAUGAUUUAUCCGGCUCACGAAGUUGUGAGCACUGGGCUGGGAACGGAGAUAUCCAUGGACAUCUCGAGAAUGGGCCUCGAUGAUGAGAUUUUUGCGAGUGGCUCGCCCUCGUUUAUUGAUGGCAAUGGAAUCUACGCCCAAGUGCCUGACGCCUCUUUUAUGCUGGACGAUGACCUAAAAUGGAAAAAUGGCAGAAUCUGGCCCAUUCUCACUAUCGAAACAGGCCUUUUCGAAAGCGAAAGCAAGUUGGCCAUCGACGCUCAGAGAUGGCUUGAAGUGGACGGAUCUCGAACGAAGGUCGUCAUCACGGCCAAACUCGACCGGCAGGCGCCACGAGUAACCUUUCAGCGCUGGGAACACCAUCUCCCACCAUUCCGUCCCUUCACGCGCCAUUUCCAUCCAACUGGAUCGGUUAUGGAGGAGGUUGUUGCGACACACGAGGGGGGGAUAACAAGGGUUAAUGGAAGCAUCACCAUACCCUUUGAGAAGGUUCUUAACAGGGCUAGACGUGGGCCCAACGAACGGAACGUGGUGGUGGGUCAGAAUGAGCUUGCAAGGUUAUGUGAACGAGGAUGGAAAGCUCAAGGGUUCAUGUAA
This is a messenger RNA of Arthroderma uncinatum, 882 nucleotides long. RefSeq lists its product as uncharacterized. The coding region runs from base 1 to 882 and encodes 293 amino acids. The record is from RefSeq and is a predicted model, not a curated record. The transcript has a single exon. Lineage: Eukaryota; Fungi; Ascomycota; Eurotiomycetes; Onygenales; Arthrodermataceae.